Aspergillus ochraceoroseus IBT 24754 is the source of this 2206-nucleotide messenger RNA. RefSeq names its product RNA-binding snoRNP assembly protein NAF1. Gene Ontology annotation, molecular function: RNA binding. The transcript has a single exon. The record is from RefSeq and is a predicted model, not a curated record. Bases 481 to 2061 code for a protein of 526 amino acids. Gene Ontology annotation, cellular component: sno(s)RNA-containing ribonucleoprotein complex. NCBI's taxonomy places the organism in Eukaryota, Fungi, Ascomycota, Eurotiomycetes, Eurotiales, Aspergillaceae. Gene Ontology annotation, biological process: ribosome biogenesis; pseudouridine synthesis; box H/ACA snoRNP assembly.
CGGCUUAGAUUCCGAGUCUUAUCCUCUCUAGACGAUUCUGUGCCUACCAUGACUGGAUCAGACCCCCAAAAUACUCCCGGGGAUGUUUUUGAAGGCCCUCCAGUCAAAAGACCUUGCAUGAACGAUACGCCACCCAUUGCGCUGACACCAGGAGACGAUGGAAGCGAUUUUUACAAUACCCCUUGGACUGCAGGGACCCCGGUAACUUCGGGAGAUAAUUUAGAGGAUGGUGGACAACCCCAGCCUACUGAACCGACGGUAUCCUCUAACCCAUCCCCCUUGAUCCCUGGCCUGAGUUUGGUCAACGAUACUCUCAAGGAACACCAGACCGAACAGAAUGAAAAGCCUGCGGUUAGCGGAAAUAUGGAUACUAUCGCUGCGAAUCCUGUGGCGGAGAGCGAGGCUCAAAUAUCACCUGCGCAUGCCCAACCAGAGACCCGGGAACAAGAGACAGAGAUGUCGGGGAUGAACGACGACGCAAUGCAAGUGGAGGAGGAUAAUAAACAACAACUGGAAGAGACUGCCAAUGCGAAUGGUAACGUCAACGGAGCCAUAGGUGCAUAUACUGCUGAGGCUACCGAGCAGACGCAACUUGAGCAGGAGGAAGGCGAGGAAGAACACCCUGAGUGGGAGAUCGACUCCUCCCCGUAUGAGUCCUCCUCUGAUAGUUCGAGCACGGAUUCGUCCGAUGAUAGCGACGAAGAUGAAGAUUACCCGAUUCUAAGCCCUGAAGAACAAGCACGGAUUCUGAUGCAAGGAGAGCUAGGCUCUGAUGACGAAGGGGAGGGAAAGGGCAAAUCGGGUGGUCAUCUCCGCACGGCAAACGAAGUUGUGGAAGAUGUUCUUCCUAUCCCUGACAUUAAAAUCACACCUGAAAUGAAGAUUGUGCUUUUGGGAAAUGUGGAGGCGGUCGUUGAGAACACCAUCCUUAUUGCUGCCAACGUCUCCGGAGAAUACCAAGUACUCGAAGCGGGUUCACUGCUUUGCCUUGAAGAUCGACAGGUUGCUGGUGUUGUGUCGGAGACGCUCGGAAGGGUCGAGAACCCACUGUAUGCGGUGAGAUUCCCUACUGCUGCCGCCGUUGAGGAGCAAGGACUGUCCCGAGGUACAGCUGUAUACUAUGUGGUGGAGCAUUCUACAUUUGUGUUUACCCAGCCACUCAAGGGAAUGAAGGGAAGCGAUGCUUCAAACUUCCACGACGAAGAAGUUGCUGAAGAUGAGGUUGAAUUCUCCGAUGACGAACAGGAGGCCGAAUACAAGCGAAGACUGAAGCAGAAACGGCAAGAAAGGAAAGAUGCUAAGAAUGAGAAUGGUGGUCCCUCGAAAACCAGAAAAGGUCCACCGGGCCCUUCAAAGCUUAGCCAAAGUGAGCUCAACUAUGACGAUAAUGCGGCCGAGGAUGGAUACACCCCUCUUGCACGCCCCAAGAACCUGCACGAGAUGAUGCGACAGGAAGCACCCGUCGAGGGUGAUGGCUUCCCUGGUCGAAAUUCUAGCUUCCGCGGCGGUAGAGGCAGAGGUAGAGGUUCUGAACGUGGUCGGGGUGGUCGGGGUGGUCGUGGUCGUGGAGGACCAUCUAGAGAUCCCCAUGAGCCUCAUCGUCCACAUCACGACCGCCAGCCGUAUUAUCAGCAUGAACGGCCAGAGGUCCAGGCUCAGGCUCAGGCCCAGGCUCAACACUACCCUGCUUACAACCAACCUCAACAAUUCCCUUCAUACUUGCCUAUCCCUCAGCAACAACCGCAGCAACAGCCUCAUGCUCCAGGCAUGCCAACACCCUUCAACUUCCAAAUGCCCUUCCAACAACAGGCUUACCAACCGCCGAAUCUAUAUCAGCAAAUUCCUCCCAACGCCCAAAUCAACCCGCUGUUUCUGGCUGCUUUGCAACAACAGCAACAACAGCAACAGCAACAACACCAGCAGCAGCAGCAGCAGCAACACCAGCAAGCACCAGGUCAACCCCAGACUCAAUCCCCAGCAAUGAACUUUGACCAGGUAAAGGCACAGCUGGAUCUCUUGCGGCAGCUGAGCAAUGGAAAUCAGUGGCCGCCUCGCUCAUGAUAAUGUGAUGCCAUUUCUUUUUCUUUUCUUCUUUUUUUUUUUUUUUGUGGACUCAGGUUACAUUUGCAUCUUGAGGAGCUAGGUAUUUUAUUUCUGGAUAGGUUUCAAAAGGAAAAGUUCUACAUUUGCCCGAAUUUUACGAUAC